AUGUCACUCUUCUCACCCUCAGAACAUAUUGUUAACCUAAAUGUUGGUGGCCAACGAUUUGCAACGUCGCGACACACAUUAACGUGGAUUCCGGAUACGUUUUUUACAAGUUUGCUGAGUGGCAGGAUUCCAACAGUGCGCGACGAGACAGGCGCUGUCUUUAUUGAUCGGGACCCGGAAAUAUUCCGGAAAAUUUUGAAUUAUCUCCGCACCAAGCAGAUUGAUUUGAGUGGCGCGAGCAUGACCAGUUUAAAGCAUGAGGCGCAAUACUACGGCCUGGGACCACUGGUAAAGCGAUUGACACUGUGUGAAGAAUUGGACGAGUGUGCUUGUGGCGAUGUACUUUUUCAUGCUUUUCUACCACCACCACCGUUGCCACUAAACGAAGGCGAUGCCAAUUCGCUGCCAAUUUGUACGCGAAGCAGCCAGAAUCUCUUAAGCGCUUCAUCGGGUUCGCGUGGAUUAGUACCAGUGCCAGCUCCUUCACUUCACUCCCGAAAUUUGAGCGAACCUGUGGCGCUGCCAACUAAUGAGCCGGCCGCAAGCAGUGUUGCAUUCAGCACAUCGCAGCAGCCCCGUCCGUUACCGAGUAUGGAAGCAAAAUUUCAAGUGAGGCUUCCCGGGUUCAGUUUCUUUUACGGCUGCUUUGUAUCGUUUGUUGGCUUAAAAUUUUAG
Messenger RNA from Gongylonema pulchrum, 675 nucleotides. The record is from the annotation of a GenBank genome assembly. Lineage: Eukaryota; Metazoa; Nematoda; Chromadorea; Rhabditida; Gongylonematidae.